CCUGUAAUGGAGACCUCUGGAGGAGGCAGCAUCCCCAGCGGCAGAGCCGCGCCCCGGCCUCUGGCGCAGCUGCAGAAGCUUGAGACACGGGUGGCCCGUAGACGCCUGUCCCAGGCCCGCCACCGGGCCACCAUGGCAGGGCUCUUCAGCAACCUCAGGAAAACCGUUUACUCCCAGUCUGACCUCACAGCCUCAAAGUGGCAGGUUUUGAAUAAGGCGAAGAAUCACAUUCAGGAACUGGAACAAACCUUGGAUAAUCUGCUGAAGCUGAAAGAAUCCUUCAACCUGGAGGAUGGGAAUGCAAACAGCUUAGAGGAGGUCAAGGAAGAAUAUGCCAGCAUGUACUCCAGAAACCACAGUUUGUUCUCAAACAAGUUUCAUCAGAAGGGCUCCGUCACCUGGUACCCAAUUGAGGCUGUUGGGAAGGAUGCUGAUGAGGAAGAAGAGGAGGAGGAAGAGGACGAAGACCAAGAAGAAGAGGAAGAGGAGGAAGAGGAGGAGGAAGACGAGGAGGAAGAGGAGAAAACAGUGGAGCUCUUACACUCCCCAGUCACCUUGUUGCCAGACCUCAUGGAAUUUGAACGGUAUCUCAACUUUUACAAGCAGACGAUGGACCUUCUGAUCAGGAACAGGAUUGUCUCCUCGCAGGAGGUGACACUCCCCAUCGUCUCUGCGGCCAUCUCUCACCUGUGGCAGAACCUCUCUGAGGAGAGGAAGGCCAGUCUCCUGCAGGCCUGGGCGCAGAAGCACAGAGGCCCCCCGGGCCUCGCAGGGGCCUGUCAGGAGCCAGCCUGUGCUGAGGGCAGCGUGAAGGACAGUGGAGUCGACAGCCAAGGGGCCAGCUGCUCGCUGGUCUCCACCCCGGAGGAGAUCCUUUUUGAAGAUGCUUUCGACGUGGCAAGUUUCCUGGACAAAAGUGAGGCUCCAAGUACAUCUAGCCCCAGUUCAGUGUUUGCCAACUGUGACCCAGAAAAUCCAGAAGAGAAUUUUCAGCUCUAUAUGCAGAUCAUCGAUUUUUUUAAAGGCCUUUGCUGUGUUAACCCUCAGGUCAAACAGGAACCGGAUGUUCCCUUUGACGAUGAGAUGAUAAUGUUGAGGUGCAUGGAGACCUUUGACGAUGAAGAUUUGUGAUGCAGAAGGGCUGGGAGGGGGAGGGAACGAUGAGCGUGCGCAGCUUCCAAGUUUGAAUGCUGGCAGCCCAGGUUGCACCUGCCUCAGCCUUCUGGAGAAGUUUUGGAGUGGGCUGUCCCAAAAGCAUUUUGAUGGUUUUAGUUUCCAAUUAUUAUAAAGUAUCUAAAAG
This is a messenger RNA of Ceratotherium simum simum (southern white rhinoceros), 1300 nucleotides long. NCBI's taxonomy places the organism in Eukaryota, Metazoa, Chordata, Mammalia, Perissodactyla, Rhinocerotidae. The record is from RefSeq and is a predicted model, not a curated record.